CUUCGUGGCAAGAUCCACAAAAAUUAUCCCUUUGCCUCUCUUGCGUUCUUUAGCUGCAAAAUGAUUGACCCUGGAUCAAAAUCAUUAGAGAUCAUCGAGAAAUGGUUUGUUGUUUCUGGAUUCACUUCACUGUUGAUGUGGUUGUGAUGUAAUUUCAUGGAGAUGUGGAAACUAAAACCGGUUUUCACUUCUCUCAGAAUGAGGAAGUGGUCGGGAGGCAUGUUUAUCAUGGUUCUUGCCGUGGUCUUAGUCAUCAGAUAUGGUGCUUUAGAAAAUCGGCCAGAGAAGCAAUCCGAAUCUGAUCAAAGUGUAUCCAUGAGUCACACAGUGGAUGAUUCUCGGGUAAGAUCAUCCAAGAGAGUUUGGGAACCGGGGAAGAAGCCACGUUUUGCAAAUCCCGAGGAUCUUGAUUAUCUAUUUUUGGGUAAGAACGUUUCUAAGGACGAGUUGAAGGCAUUACUCGUUUGGUCUCAUCUGCAUAGUGUUCUCGCAAGGCCCGAUGCUCUGUCAGAAACUGCUCAAGGGGUCAAAGAGGGAGCUUUAGCCUGGAAAGGUUUGGCUUUUCUGAUUGACGAACAGAAGAGAGUUUCAGAUACAGAAAGCGACAACAUGAGAAAGUGUCUGGCUUCUGUUCGUUCGGGUGAUAAUGCUGAUUUGUCGGGGUUGAGGCCUGUGCUGGAGCUUCCGUGUGGGUUAAACGAAGAUUCCUCCAUAUCUGUGGUCGGAAUUCCUGAUGAACAUUCUAAGGGUUUCCAGAUUCAGCUCGUUGGAGCAGAGCUAUCAGGCAAAGCCAAUAGUCCCAUUGUCUUGAAUUACAAUGUGAGCUUUUGUGGUGAUAGCAUUGCAGAAGGGCAAUCCAUUGUGCAAAAUACAUGGACCGAGCAGCUUGGAUGGGGUAAAUCUGAACGAUGCCCUGGCCAUGAAUCAUCGAAGAAUCAAAGAGUUGACGAGCUUUCGCUCUGUAACGAGCAAACCGUUAGAAGCAUUUUGGAGGAUAGUCAGAAUGAAAACCGACCCAGUAGUGAGACAACGAUGAAUUUUCCUGGUGGAGAUGGUAAUUUCCCGUUUCUCAAAGAUAACUCGUUCACAGCCACAUUGUGGGUUGGGUCAGAAGGUUUUCAUAUGACGGUAAACGGACAGCAUGAAACGUCAUUUGCUUACAGGGAGAAUCUUGAGCCGUGGUCAGUGACCACAGUCAAAGUGUCUGGUGGUCUGAACUUGUUAUCUGCCUUAGCCACAGGCUUGCCCGUUCCCGAUGAUUAUGGUUUAACCAUAGAUGAGAAACUUAAAGCUCCGUCUCUGUCUCUUUCUGGACAAAGAUUAGAGCUGUUGAUCGGUGUUUUCUCCACUGGAAAUAAUUUUAAACGUCGUAUGGCACUGAGAAAGUCUUGGAUGCAAUAUGAGGCAGUAAGAUCUGGGAAAGUGGCCGUUCGAUUUCUCAUUGGCCUCCAUACGAAUGCACAAGCCAACUUAGAGAUGUGGAGAGAAGCUCAAGUGUAUGGGGACAUUCAGUUCAUGCCUUUUGUUGACUACUAUGGCCUAAUUAGCCUGAAAACAAUCUCACUCUGCAUUCUCGGGACCAAAGUCAUCCCAGCAAAUUACAUUAUGAAAACAGACGACGAUGCCUUUGUCCGGAUCGAUGAACUCCUAUCGAGUCUUGCAGAAAAACCAUCAAGAGCACUCUUGCACGGUCUCAUAUCGUUCGAUGCAUCACCAGACCGUGAACAAGGCAGUAAAUGGUGCAUCAGUAAAGAGGAAUGGCCUCGAGAUUCAUAUCCUCCAUGGGCGCAUGGCCCGGGCUACAUCAUUUCCCGAGACAUUGCAAAAUUUGUGGUGAAGGGUCACCGAAGAGGAGAUCUCAAAUUUUUCAAGCUCGAAGAUGUUGCGAUGGGCAUAUGGAUUCAACAAUACAACCAGACCGUUCAGACAGUGAACUACGUCAACGAUAAACGGUUCCACAAUUCGGGGUGCGAGCCAGAUUACGUUCUUGCUCAUUACCAAGGCCCUCGGCUGCUAUUGUGCCUAUGGCAGAAGCUGCAGAGAAACCACUCCACAUGCUGCGAAUAAAUCUCCGAUUUCUUGAUAAAGAUCGAAACUUUUUUCACAGUUUUCUUUGUUUCCUUCCAUAAUCAAAUAUUGUGUAACUGUAAGAUUUGAGCCUUGUGCGAAGGUGUUGUUUAGUUGUGUUAGAAAGUGAAGUGUCUGUUCUAACUUACAAUGGCCCUCACGUUUAGGGUUUUUCCUGUCUUAUUUGUCGGAUUAUUACAUUCUCU
Messenger RNA from Tarenaya hassleriana, 2273 nucleotides. Its product is annotated as hydroxyproline O-galactosyltransferase GALT3. The record is from RefSeq and is a predicted model, not a curated record. Bases 157 to 2067 code for a protein of 636 amino acids. NCBI's taxonomy places the organism in Eukaryota, Viridiplantae, Streptophyta, Magnoliopsida, Brassicales, Cleomaceae. Gene Ontology annotation, molecular function: galactosyltransferase activity; carbohydrate binding. Gene Ontology annotation, cellular component: Golgi membrane. The transcript has 8 exons.